Messenger RNA from Microcebus murinus (gray mouse lemur), 9609 nucleotides. The record is from RefSeq and is a predicted model, not a curated record. Lineage: Eukaryota; Metazoa; Chordata; Mammalia; Primates; Cheirogaleidae.
ACCCACAUGGGUGUUGCCAGGAGGAAGCUGGCCCCACUCUGGGGCCUGGCGCUCGCCCUGGCCUGCACCUGGCACACAGGCCAUGCCCAGGACAGCUCUUCCCAGCACAGCCAUGAGCACCACGCUGACCUCACUCCCGCGCUCUGGGGACCUGGUGGUGACCCGCCCCUCGGGGCGACGACCUCCCUGCCCCCGAGGGCCGUCCCUGUGGUCCGAGCCCGGAACCCGGCGCACAACAGCCGGGUCUGCAGCGCCUGGGGCGACUUCCACUACAAGACCUUCGACGGCGCCGUCUUCCGCUUCCCCGGCCUCUGCAACUACGUGUUCUCCGCGCACUGCGGCGCCGCCUACGAGGACUUCAACGUCCAGCUGCGCCGCGGCGGCCGGGAGCCCAACGCCCACCCGACUGGGGCAGGUCACCAUGAAGCUGAGACGGGCCUGGUGGUCCGAGCUACCCAAGGCUCCGUCCCUGGGUCCGACGGCUCGCACCCGGUCCAGCUGCCCUUCAGCCACUCCGGGGUCCUUGUCCAGCGCGGUGGCAGCCACGUGAGGGUGGUGGCCAGGCUGGGCCUGGACUUCACGUGGAACCAGGACGACAGCCUCCUACUGGAGCUGGAUACCAAGUACGCCAACCAGACCUGCGGGCUGUGUGGGGACUUCAACGGCAGGCCGGCAGUCGGCGAGUUCCUGUCCCACAACGCCAAGCUGACCCCCCUGGAGUUCGGGAACCUGCAGAAGCUGGACGGCCCCACGGAGCAGUGCCCGGACCCCGCGCCUGCGCCUGCGCCCGCGGAGAACUGCUCCGCGGACUUCGGCUUCGACAUCUGCCAGGAGCUGCUGGGCGGCCGGCUGCUCGCGGGCUGCGCGGCCCUGGUGGACGCCGGCAGCUACGUGGACGCCUGCCGCCAGGACCUCUGCCUCUGCGCUCGCGCCGACCCGCUCAGCUGCGCGUGCGACACGCUGGCCGAGUUCUCGCGGCAGUGCGCGCACGCCGGGGGGCUGCCCCAGGACUGGCGGGGCCCCGACCUCUGCCCCCAGACGUGCCCGGACAACAUGCAGUACCACGAGUGCCGCUCGCCCUGCGCUGACACCUGUUCCAACCUGGAGCACUCCCGCACCUGCGAGGAGCACUGCGCCGCCGGCUGCUUCUGCCCCGAGGGGACGGUCCUGGACGACAUCGGGCAGGGCGGCUGCAUCCCCGCGUCCCAGUGCGCGUGCACCUAUAACGGGGCCGCCUUCGCUCCGGGCGCCGUCUACACCACGGACUGCACCAACUGCACCUGCUCUGGAGGCCGCUGGAGCUGCAGGGAGAUUCCGUGUCCCGGCACCUGCUCUGUGCUGGGCGGCGCCCACGUCUCCACGUUUGACGAGAGGCAGUUCACGGUGCACGGGGACUGCAGCUACGUGCUGGUCAAGCCCUGCGACGGCGGCUCCUUCGCGGUGCUGGCCGAGCUGCGCAGGUGCGGGCUGACCGACAGCGAGACCUGCCUGAGGAGCGUGACGCUGAGCCUGGGCGGGGCGCACACGGUGGUCGUGGUGAUGGCCAGCGGGGAGGUGUUCGUGAACCAGAUCUACACGCAGCUGCCGGUCUCUGCAGCCAACGUCACCGUCUUCAGACCCUCCACCUUCUUCAUCAUCGUGCAGACCGGCCUGGGGCUGCAGCUGGAGGUGCAGCUGGUGCCCACCAUGCAGGUGUUCGUGCGGCUGGCGCCCACGCUCCGCGGACUGACCUGCGGCCUCUGCGGGAACUUCAACCAGAACCAGGCGGACGACUUCACGGCCCUCAGCGGCGUGGUGGAGGGGACCGCCGCCGCCUUCGCCAACACCUGGAAGACCCAGGCCGCCUGCCCCAACGUCAGGAACAGCUUCGAGGACCCCUGCUCCCUGAGCGUGGAGAACGAGAAGUACGCUCAGCACUGGUGCUCGCGGCUGACGGACCCCCAAGGCCCCUUCGCCGGGUGCCAUGCCGCCGUGAGCCCUGGCGCCUACUACUCGAACUGCAUGUUCGACACGUGCAACUGCGAGAGGAGCGAGGACUGCCUGUGCGCCGCCCUGUCCUCCUACGUGCGCGCCUGCGCCGCCAAGGGCGUGCUGCUCCGCGGCUGGAGGGACGGCGUCUGCGCCAAGCCCACGACCACCUGCCCCGAGUCCAUGGUCUACCGCGACGACAUCAGCACCUGCCAGCCCACCUGCCGCGCCCUGAGCGAGGGGGACGUCACCUGCCACGUCCCCUUCGUGCCCGUGGACGGCUGUACCUGCCCCGAGGGCACCUUCCUGGAUGACGCGGGCAAGUGUGUGGGGGCCACCAGCUGUCCCUGCUACCACGGGGGCUUCGUGGUCCUCAGCGGGGAGUCGGUGCACGACGGUGGGGCCCUCUGCACCUGCACGCAGGGGGCGCUGAGCUGCAUCGGGGGCCCCGCCCCCACGCCAGCGUGCGCCGAGCCCAUGGUCUACGUCGACUGCCGCAACGCUACGCCUGGGGCCGCCGGGGCCGGCUGCCAGAAGAGCUGCCACACGCUGGACAUGGCCUGCUACAGCCCCCAGUGCGUGCCCGGCUGCGUGUGCCCAGACGGGCUGGUGGCAGACGGCGAGGGCGGCUGCGUCGCGGAGGAAGACUGCCCCUGCGUGCACAACGAGGCCAGCUACCGCGCCGGCCAGACCAUCCGCGUGGGCUGCAACACCUGCACCUGCGACCGGCGGCGGUGGCAGUGCACGGACGAGCCCUGCCUGGCCACCUGCACCGUGUACGGGGACGGCCACUACCUCACGUUCGACGGGCAGCGCUACAGCUUCAACGGCGACUGCGAGUACACGCUGGUGCAGGACCACUGCGGCGGGAGUGGCGGCGCCCAGGAGGCCUUCCGCGUGGUCACCGAGAACGUCCCUUGCGGCACGACGGGCACCACCUGCUCCAAGGCCAUCAAGCUCUUCCUGGGGAGCUACGAGCUGAAGCUGAGCGCCGGGAAGGUGGAGGUGAUCGGGGAGGGCGCCGGGCCGGAGGCGCCGUACUCCAUCCGCCAGAUGGGCGUCUUCCUGGUGGUGGACACCAACGUGGGGCUCGUGCUGCUCUGGGACGGGAAGACCAGCAUCUCCGUGCAGCUCAGCCCCGAGUUCAAGGGCAGGGUCUGUGGCCUGUGCGGGAACUUCGACGACAACGCCGUCAACGACUUCACCACGCGGAGCCAGUCCGUGGCGGGGAACGCCCUGGAGUUCGGGAACAGCUGGAAGUUCUCCCCGAGCUGCCCGGACGCGCUGGCGCCCAAGGACCCCUGCGCCGCCAACCCGCACCGCAAGUCCUGGGCGCAGAAGCAGUGCAGCAUCAUCAACGGCCCCACCUUCGCCGCCUGCCACGCCCACGUGGAGCCGGCCAAGUACUACGAGGCCUGCGUGAGCGACGCGUGCGCCUGCGACUCGGGGGGCGACUGCGAGUGCUUCUGCACGGCCGUGGCCGCCUACGCCCAGGCCUGCCGGGACGCCGGGCUCUGCGUGUCAUGGAGGACCCCGGACGUCUGCCCGCUCUUCUGCGACUACUACAACCCCGAGGGCCUGUGCGAGUGGCACUACCAGCCCUGCGGCGCCCCCUGCAUGCGCACCUGCCGGAACCCCCGCGGAGACUGCGCGCACGACGUCCGCGGCCUCGAAGGCUGCUACCCCAAGUGCCCUGCGGAGGCGCCCCUCUUUGACGAGGACGAGAUGCGGUGUGUGGCCAGGUGCCCGGCCCCGCCCCAGCCACCACCCUGCCACGUCCACGGGGAGUCGUACCAGCCCGGAGAGCCGGUGCCCUCGGACAAGAACUGCUACUCCUGCGUGUGCGGCACGGGUGGUGUGGGGUGCUCCUACAACGCCAGCGCCUGCGUCUGCACCUACGGCGGGCAGCGCUUCCGCCCCGGCGACGUCAUCUACCACACAGCGGACGGCACCGGCGGCUGCAUCUCCGCCCGCUGCGGCGCCAACGGCACCAUCGAGAGGAGGGUCUACAGCUGCGGCUCCAGCAGCCCCCCGCCCCCCACCACCUUCGCCUUCUCCACGCCGCCCCGAGCCGUGAGCUCAACGCCGACCCUGGGCACCAGCCCCAGCCCCGCCCCAAGCACGGCGCACACCGGCCCCCUGAGCAGUGUGCAGUCCACGGCUGCGAGCACCGCACCCAGGACGGCGCCUUCCUCCGCCUCGGCGUCCCUGAGUGUGUCCAGCACGGUGGCGACCCAGGCCUCCGGCUCCCCUUUCCCUGGCAGCACAACCGGCCCGGCCACGCCCUCCACUGCUGCCACGACACCGGCCACAGUCAGCGCCACGCCUGCCCCACGCACCAGCACGCCCGGGACAACAGGCGUCCUGAGCCCCAGCCUGACGCCAGGGCCCGCGGCCUCCGCAACGCCCUGGGUGUCACCCGUGGCCCCCGGGACCACGGGUGGGCCGCCCUCCCCCCAGCCCAGCCAGGGCUGCCUUCGGGAGGUCUGCAGCUGGACCCGGUGGAUCGAUAGCAGCUACCCUGGGCCCGGAAGGAACAGCGGAGACUUUGACACUUUCCAAAAUCUGAGAGAAAAAGGGUACAGAUUCUGCGACAGGCCCAGGCGCGUGGAGUGCAGGGCGCAGAGCUUCCCCUCCACGCCCCUGGCGGAGCUCGGCCAGGUCGUGACCUGCAACGCCAAGGAGGGGCUGGUGUGCCGGAACAGGGACCAGCUGCCGCCCAUCUGCUACAACUACGAGAUCCGCAUCGAGUGCUGCCGGCUGCAGGACGUGUGCAGCCGGGGGACCACAGCGCCCGGGACCCCGGCCACCGCACAGCCCACGCCGCCCGACACCACCACCACCACGGACACCCAGACCACGGGGACAGCGGCAGCCCCCUCGACCCCCACAGAGCCCACCGUGGUGAGCUCCGCCACGGCGCCCACGCCGGCCAGGCCCAGGCCCAGCACGCACGCCGUCACUGCGCCCCGGACCACGGGCUGCCGGCCCACGUGCACGUGGACCAAGUGGAUCGACGUGGACUACCCGGCCCCCGGGCCCCACGGCGGCGACGUGGAAACCUACGACCACAUCAUCAGCAGAGGCCAGACCCUCUGCCGGCGGCACGGGGACAUCGCCAAGCUCGAGUGCCGCGCGGAGAACCACCCUGGCGUGAGCCUCGACAGCCUGGGCCAGGUGGUGCGGUGCAGCCGCGACGUGGGCCUGGUGUGCAGGAACCGUGACCAGGAGGGAGCCCGCAAGCUGUGCCUCAACUACCAGGUGCGCGUGCUGUGCUGCCGCACCCCCGACGGCUGCUCCCCGCCCACCGCCCCGGUCACGGUCCUCAGCACCCCGAGUGAGAGCGCCACCAGCCCGACUCAGGGCACCUCGUCUGGGCAGAAAACCAGCACCACCUCUGUGGAGACAGCCAGCACAGCCUCCUCGCCACAAACCAGCACCACCUCUGGUCCUGCAGUGAGUACAGCCUCUCGGCAUAAAUUGAAAACGACCCUGGGUCCUAUAACCAGCACAACCUCAGGUCCUUCAUCUGGCACAACCUCUGGUCCUACAACCAGCGCCACCUCUGGUCCUGUAACUACUCACAGCCCUAUUACGAUUACUAAGACAACCUCUGCUCCUUCAUCCAAAACAACACAUGGUCUGAUAGCCAGCACCACCUCUCAGCAUAAAUUGAAAACGACCUUGGGUCCUGUAACCAGCACAACCUCAGGUCCUUCAUCUGGCACAACCUCUGGUCCUACAGCCAGCACAACCUCUGGUCCUGUAACUACUCACAGCCCUAUUCCGAUUACUAGGACAACCUCUGCUCCUUCAUCCAAAACAACACAUGGUCCGAUAGCCAGCACCACCUCUCAGCAUAAAUUGAAAACGACCUUGGGUCCUGUAACCAGCACAACCUCUGCUCCCAUACCCAGUGCCACCUCUGGUCCUACAAACAGCACAACCUCAUGUCGUACAACCAGGGCAACCUCUGGUCCUACAACCAGCACAACUUCACGUCAUACAACCAGGGCAACCUCUGGUCCUACAACCAGCACAACUUCACGUCAUACAACCAGGGCAACCUCUGGUCCUACAACCAGCACAACUUCACAUCAUACAACCAGGGCAACCUCUGGUCUGACAGCCAGCACAACCUCAGGUCCUAUGACCAGGGCAACCUCUGGUCCUACAGCAAGCACAACCUCGGGUCAUGCAACCAGGCACAACCUCAGGUCCUUCAUCUGGUACAACCUCUGGUCCUAUAACCAGUGCCACCUCUGGUCCUACAGCCAGCACAACCUCUGGUCCUAUAACCAGUGCCACCUCUGGUCCUACAGCCAGCACAACCUCAGGUCCUAUAACCAGUGCAACCUCAGGUCCUUCAUCCGGCACAACCUCUGGCCCCAUAACCAGGGCAACCUCGGGUCCUUCAUCCGGCACAACCUCUGGUCCCACAACCAGGGCAACCUCGGGUCCUUCAUCCGGCACAACCUCUGCGCAGCCCACGUCCCUACUCCUGGGACAACCCUCCUCCCACCCAAGACCACGGGCUGCCGGCCCACGUGCACGUGGACCAAGUGGAUCGACGUGGACUACCCGGCCGCCGGGCCCCACGGCGGCGACGUGGAAACCUACGACCACAUCAUCAGCAGAGGCGAGACCCUCUGCCGGGGGCACGGGGACAUCGCCAAGCUCGAGUGCCGCGCAGAGAACCCACCCGGCGAAAACCGCGAAAACCAGGAGGGAGCCGCAAGCUGUCUGCCCAAUACCAGUGCGCGGUGCUGUGUUUAUGCCGCACCUACCGACGGCUGCCCGAUUGCCCUCACCACCCACACGGUCCCUGCCAAGACGUUUUUCUCCAGUCCUGGUCCAAGCAUCCACGAGUCGGGCUCUUCCGUGUCCGCUCUGGUGCACGCCGCACCCUUCCCCGGUGACGUCCCCUUCGACGGCCAGCUCUCGGCCCGUCCCUACACAGGGAUGCCAGCACGGGUUCCCCGAGGAAAGAAAGGGGAGAUCUGGGCGAUGCCCAACUGCUCCCAGGCCACCUGCGAGGGCCAAGACGUCAUCUCCCUGCGCCCGCGCCAGUGCCCCAGGGCGGAGGAGCCCAGCUGCGCCAACGGCUACCCGGCACUGAAGGUGGCCGACGAGGACGGCUGCUGCCCGCACUACCAGUGCCAGUGUGUGUGCAGCGGCUGGGGAGACCCCCACUACAUCACCUUCGACGGCACCUACUACACGUUCCUGGACAACUGCACGUAUGUGCUGGUGCAGCAGAUCACGCCCGUGUACGGCCACUUCCGCGUGCUCAUCGACAACUACUUCUGCGGCGCGGAGGACGGGCUCUCCUGCCCCAAGUCCAUCAUCGUCGAGUACGGGCAGGACCGCGUGGUGCUGACGCGCAAGCCCGUCGGCGGGGCGAUGACCAAUGAGAUCAUCUUCGACGGCGAGGUGGUGAGCCCCGGCUUCCGGAAGAACGGCAUCGUGGUGUCCCGGGUGGGCAUAAAGAUGUACGUGACCAUCCCCGCGAUCGGCGUCCAGGUCAUGUUCAGCGGCCUCAUCUUCUCGGUGGAGGUGCCGUUCAGCAAGUUCGCCAACAACACGGAGGGGCAGUGCGGCACCUGCACCAACGACCAGAAGGACGACUGCCGCCUGCCCGGGGGUGCCGUGGCCACCUCCUGCUCCAAGAUGUCCGGCCUCUGGAACGUGACUGUACCGGGCCAGCCGUCCUGCCACGGGCCCCGCCACGCACCCACCACCGUGGCGCCCACCACCGUGGGACCCUCGUCCCAGCCAGCCACGUGCCCGCCAUCCCCGCUGUGCCAGCUGAUUCUGAGCAGCGCCUUCGAGCCGUGCCACGCCGUGAUCGCCCCGUGGCCGUUCUACGAGGGCUGCGUCUUCGACCAGUGCCACGUGCAGGACGCGGAGGUGGUGUGCUCGGGCCUGGAGCUGUACGCGGCGCUGUGCGCGGCCUCCGGCGUGUGCGUGGACUGGAGGGACCGCACCAACCACACGUGCUCGCUCGCCUGCCCGGCCGGCAUGGAGUACCAGCCCUGCGGCCCCACCGCCCCCACCUACUGCUACGGGAACGACAUCGCCAGCGCCGCGGUCCUGCGGAACGCGGGGGCCAUCACGGAGGGCUGCUUCUGUCCCCACGACAUGACGCUCUUCAGCGCCAGCACCCAGGCCUGCGUGCCCGCGGGCUGCCCCCGGUGCCUGGGGCCCCGCGGAGAGCCCAUGGAGCUGGGUGAAACCAUCAGCGUCGGCUGCCAGGAGUGCACCUGCGAGGGGGCCACCUGGACUGUGAGCUGCCGGAAGAAGUCCUGCCCGCCGUCCCCCGCCUGCCCCCUUCCCGGGCUCGUGCCUGUGCCCCUGGCCCCUGUGGCCGGCCAGUGCUGCCCUGGGUACAGCUGCGUAUGCAACUCCAGCCACUGCCCGAGGCCCGUGGAGUGUCCCCCGGGCUCCCGCCGCGUCCUGACCCACGAGGAGGGGGCCUGCUGCCCCACCCAGAACUGCAGCUGGACGGUUUGCAGCGUCAACGGGACUCUGUACCAGCCCGGCGCAGUGGUCUCCUCCAACCUGUGCGAGACCUGCAGGUGUGAGGUGGCCGGCGGCCCCCAGGCAGACACACCUGUGGUCACCUGCGAGACCCAGAUCUGUGACACCCACUGCCCCACGGGCUUCGAGUACCAGGCGCAGAGCGGGCAGUGCUGUGGUGCCUGCGUGCAGGUGGCCUGCGUCACCAACUCCAGCGGCAGCCCCGCCCACCUCUUCUACCCUGGGGAGACCUGGUCAGACCCCAGGAACCGCUGCGUGACCCACGAGUGUGAGAGGAGCCAGGACGGGCUCGUGGUGGUGACCACACGGAAGGCGUGUCCCCCGCUCAGCUGUGCUCUGGACCAGGCCCAGCUGGGCGAGGACGGCUGCUGCCUCUUCUGCCCCCCACCCCAGCCCAGUAAGUGCACGUAGUCGACCUGCGGCGUGUUCCACAAGCAGCAGCUCAUCCGGCAGCGGGACUGCAGCUCCGCGGAGCCCGUGCGCCUGGCCUACUGCCAGGGCGACUGCGGGGACACCGGCUCCAUGUACUCGCUGGAGGCCAACGCGCUGCAGCACAGCUGCAGGUGCUGCCAGGAGCUGCGCACCUCGCGGAGGAACGUGACGCUGCACUGCCCCGACGGCUCCCGCCGGGCCUUCAGCUACGUCAUGGUGGAGGAGUGUGGCUGCGUGGGCCAGCGCUGCGCCUCGCCGGGGGACACCAGCCACGAGGGGGAGCCGGAGCCCGAGUGGAGCGAGGAGGAGCACAGCAGCCAGGAGACGGGCGGCUGGAGCCGGCGAGCAGGGGCCCAGGGCCCCCCUGCCCACUGACCUGUGCCCCAGAGAACGUCCUCCGAGUCCUCGGGUCUUGGCUCCCAAGGCCAGAGGAACUGGGGCCCUUGUCCGGUGAGGAGCUGGGAACACAGCCACCCCGGCACUCGCCGGGCAGCCCCUGCGGCCUGCAGACACCUGCUCAGGCAGAGCCCGGGGCCGGUGGGGGCUCCUCUGCCACGGGUCUAGCCUGCCAGUUCGGGGCUUAAGCACCACGUGAGGGUCUCACGAAUGACUGUCAGUGAUGUGGCUACCAGGAGGUAGAGCCCCACGCUACCUCAGCCCCAGGUCUGU